This is a messenger RNA of Dracunculus medinensis (Guinea worm), 213 nucleotides long. The record is from the annotation of a GenBank genome assembly. Lineage: Eukaryota; Metazoa; Nematoda; Chromadorea; Rhabditida; Dracunculidae.
AUGAUGGACUGGUCGGAUGAUGAAGAUUUUGUAAAUGAAGGUUCAGGUUCAGGUGAAGAAUCCCCAGUUUUAGCACCAUCAUCUAGAGAACCUGUCAUUGUUCGCAUUACUACAAAAAUUACAGAACCUUGGAAAAUUGUCAAAGACCUUCGAUUUGAGCUUUCUGCAGAAUUUCUUAUCUGUCGUUGUUUGCAUUACCAUUUGGCACAUUAA